Exophiala oligosperma is the source of this 993-nucleotide messenger RNA. RefSeq lists its product as uncharacterized. The record is from RefSeq and is a predicted model, not a curated record. NCBI's taxonomy places the organism in Eukaryota, Fungi, Ascomycota, Eurotiomycetes, Chaetothyriales, Herpotrichiellaceae. The coding region runs from base 1 to 993 and encodes 330 amino acids. Gene Ontology annotation, molecular function: oxidoreductase activity, acting on the CH-OH group of donors, NAD or NADP as acceptor. The transcript has a single exon.
AUGCCAGGCGGUCUCAUUCUGUUGACGGGCGGUACAGGCCAUGUAGGCUACAGCACCCUCAUCGAGGCUCUCUCAAAAGGUUACAAUGUUCGCGCUGCUGUCCGAUCCGAAGCCAAAGCUGCCGAGAUUAGAGCAAGCAAAUCAACGAAACCGUAUCUGGGUCAGCUCACCUUCACUACAGUCCCCAACAUCGAAGAGAACGGAGCCUUCGAUGAGGCAGUCCGGGGCGUCGAUUACAUCGUCCACAUUGCGUCCCCUCUCGGCAAGAGCGGCUUGGAUUUUGACACGGGCAUUGUGCAGCCAGCCAUCCGGGGAACCUUGAGUAUUCUGCAUUCCGCGCUUCAGGAGUCAUCUAUCAAGAAAGUUGUCAUCACCUCCUCCGUGGUAGCUGUUCUCCCCUCCGAACAGAAACCCUUCACAGAAGACAACAUCGAACCAGAUCCGCAGGGCCCAUACCCUGACACCUUUACCGCAUACAUUGCGAGCAAAAAGCUGGCCUACAACCGAACCAGAGACUUCAUUGCGCAUGAAAAGCCCUCUUUUGACAUUAUCAACGUCAUGCCAACGUUCGUCAUCGGCAAGAACGAACUGGCAACAACCCGACAAGCUGUCGACAAUGGCUCCAAUGCCCUCGCCCUGGCUCCUCUGUUGGGGAAGCAGAACCCAACUGGAACGCCCUUCAUUACGUGUCACGUAGAUGACGUUGCUUUUGUACAUAUCGCUUCGCUCUCGCCCGAAAUCAAAGGCAAUCAAAACUUUGGGGUCAAUUCUAUUGAAAAGACACCAGUCCAAUGGGACGAUGCCAUCGACAUUGUCAAGAAGCACUUUCCGGAGGCAGUCGAGAGAGGUGUCUUUCCUCUUGGAGGGUCUGCAAAGUCUUUCCCAUUACCUUUCGACGCAAGCAAGACGGAGAAGACCUUUGGUAUCAACUUCAAGCGCUUUGAAGACCAGAUUGUCAACCUUGCUGGCUACUACACUGCGCUGGAGGCCUGA